Messenger RNA from Chaetura pelagica (chimney swift), 6000 nucleotides. Its product is annotated as receptor-type tyrosine-protein phosphatase V-like. NCBI's taxonomy places the organism in Eukaryota, Metazoa, Chordata, Aves, Apodiformes, Apodidae. Gene Ontology annotation, biological process: angiogenesis; protein dephosphorylation. The coding region runs from base 1 to 6000 and encodes 1999 amino acids. The record is from RefSeq and is a predicted model, not a curated record. Gene Ontology annotation, molecular function: cadherin binding; protein tyrosine phosphatase activity. The transcript is spliced from 36 exons.
AUGCUGCAGAAUGGAUCUGCUGGACCCAAUGUCACCAGCUUCUGGUUCUACGGGCUGACCCCUGGCACGAGCUACAAGAUCGAGGUGACAGCCACGCUGGCUUGCAUGGAGACCACCAGCCAGACAGUCACAGCACAGACAAGUCCCUCACCCGUCCGCAACCUGACCCUGAGCAGCAGUGGGACCCCUGGGGUGCUGAGGGCGUCCUGGGAGCACGCCCAGGGCCAGCGAGACAGGUACCACCUGGCUCUCUACCACAGCCAGUCCCAGGCACUGGUGAGAAACGUGUCCCUCUUGCCCAACGCCUCCACCUUCCUGCUGGAUGGGCUGCUGGCUGGCAGUGAGUAUGCCCUGAAGGUCAGCACACUGGCUGGAGCCAGCCAGGCCAGCAGCAGUGUCCACCAGUGGACAGCUCCCUCCAUCCCCACCCAGCUGAGGCUCAGCCCUGGCUCCAGCACCAGCCUCGUGGCCUCCUGGGGAAGCGCCAUGGGGGCUGCCUGGCUGCACCUCACGCUGCACAACCUCCUCACUCGGACGGUGACCACCACCCUGUCAGCCAGGAGGGGUCUCACCAGCUUCACCUUCCAGCACCUCCAGCCUGGCACCCCGUACUGGCUGGGGCUGAGCACCAUGGCUGGGCCCUACAGGGUGGCAGGGCCCAAUGCCACUGCUUGGACAUACCCCCUGAGCCCUGACAACGUGACCCUGAGCAGAGCAGAGGAACAGAGCUCCUUGCAGGCUCACUGGAGCACUCCAGCAGGAGAGAGGGACUUCUACCUGGUGACACUGCAGGAGGGAGAGGACCAUGCUCCCACAAGGAACAUCUCUGUUGAUGGAGACAACAGUCAUGUCACCUUCCAUGGGCUGAGCCCUGGGACACAGUACUGCAUCCAGGUGACAGCAGUAGCUGGGCCUCACCGGGCAUCAGCCCGCAGCACCGCGGCCUGGACGGAGCCACUGGCACCAUCUGGUGUGUGUCUGUCCAGCCAGGGGAGCCCCUACAGCCUGCUGGCCAGCUGGGAGGAGGCAAUGGGAGAGGGCUACCUGCUGGCUCUCAGCCCUGUAGAGCACCCUGGGCAGAACAGCUCACUGCUCAGAGGUGCCACCAACUUCACCUAUGAGGGCCUCCAUCCUGGCACCCUCUACACCCUUGAAGUCAGCACCGUGGCUGAUCCUUUGCCCCUGGAACAGCUGACCCUCAGCAGUCAUGGCCACAGCACCUCUCUGCAAGCCUCCUGGAGAGCAGCUUCUGCUGGCAGUACCAGCUACACAGGCACCCUUUGCGAGACCAAGCUCCAGGAGAGAGUCAGGAAUGUGACUGUAGGGAACAACUGGACAAAUGUCACCUUUAAGGACCUGGUCCCUGGGCGACAGUAUACACUGGAGAUGGCUGCUAUGGCUGGACCUUACAGAUCCCCUGUGCGAUCAGCCACAGACUGGACAUAUCCUCUAGCUCCAGCUGGUGUGACCCUGGCCAACACCCGGCACCCACUGGGACUCUCUGCCUUCUGGGACAAGGCUGCUGGUGAUGUGGACCAGUUCCAUCUCCAGCUCUACAGCAAGAGCCAUCCAAUGCAGAGGAACAUCUCAGUGGGGCCGAACACCCACAACUUCACAUUCCUGGGGCUCUCUCCUGGUGUUCAGUAUUUCCUGAAAGUCACCGUCCUGGCUGGCCCGUACCGAUCCUCAUCACACUUUGCCACUGAGUGGACAUAUCCACUGUCUCUGGCUAACGUGACUGUACAGCCCGGCCGGAGACCCCAGGAGCUACGUGUGAGCUGGGUGGAGUCAGGCAGUGGCAGAGAGCACUUGGUACAGCUUUCAGUGGCUGAGUCCCUGUCCAUCAUUAGGAAUGUGUCUGUCCCCCGUGGAGUCACCCAGAUUGACCUGGAGGGGCUGGUGCCAGGGUCCCGCUACCGCGUGGAGAUAAUUUCUCAGGCUGGGCCUCAUCGCAUCUCCUCUCAGACCGUCAUUGGCUACACGGCAGCAAGGAACCUGGAAACAGGGAAGGACAGCACCAAUGUCACCCUGGCACAGCUGGAACCAGGAACUUGCUACCUGGUUGGGAUCUGGGCAGUAGCUGGAACCUUCCGUUCCAUCCCCAAGAACAUCACUGGCUGCACAGACCCCUUGGCCCCUGCCAGCUUCACCCUGGGCAGUCCUUCUGCCUCCACGCUGCAGGUCUCCUGGGCAGUCAUGGGCCGAAGAGCAGAAGGCUUCGUGGUAGAGGCCUAUGACACAGCCUCCAGCAGCUGCGUUGGGCGCGUGGCGCUGGGUGCGGAUGCCCAGAGUCACAUCUUCAGGAACCUGAGCCCCGGCACCCGCUACCAUGUGGCAGUGAGGGCCACAGCAGGGCCCUUCCACACCAGCACCCCCAACAUCACCCACUGCACACGACCACUGCCCCCGGCCACCCUGCGCUGGCUGAGCCAGGGACACCCCGACACCCUGAGCGCCUCCUGGGGAGCCCCGGCCGGGGGCCGGGACGGCUACAGCCUGACCCUGCGCCGGGCAGCGCUGGGCACCGUGGCAGCUACAGCCUCGCUCGGGAGAGACACUCACAACUUCACCUUCACGGGCCUGGCCCCAGGGUACGAGUACUCCCUGGAAGCCAGCACCAUGGCUGGACCCUACCGGGCAGCAGCACCCAACAUCAAUGGCUGGACACGCCCUCUGCCCCCAGCCGCCGUGUGCCUGCUGAGCCAGGGACACCCCGACACCCUGAGCGCCUCCUGGGGAGCCCCGGCCGGGGGCCGGGACGGCUACAGCCUGACCCUGCGCCGGGCAGCGCUGGGCACCGUGGCAGCUACAGCCUCGCUCGGGAGAGACACCCACAACUUCACCUUCACGGGCCUGGCCCCAGGAAGCAAAUAUGUGCUGGAGGUGAUGUCCAUGGCGGGGUCCUACUGGGCAUCUGCAGGGAACGUCAGCAACUGGACGUAUCCCCUGGCACCCCGGAAUGUGUACAUGACCAACCAAGGCUACCCCAACAGGCUGAGUGCAUCCUGGCGAGCAGAUCCCCAGGCACAGGACAGUUACAGGCUCCUCCUGUACCACUGGGGCUCAGGUGCUGUGGCAGCCAACGUGUCCGUUGGGAAAGGCACCAGGAAAUUCACCUUCUCUGGCCUGGCUCCAGGACACAAAUACCUGCUGGAGGUGGUGUCCAUGGCAGGGCCCUACGUGGCCUCUGCGGGGAACAUCAGUGACUGGACAACUGAAGGCAACAACACGAUGCUCCUCUCCUGGAGCAGCAUCUCUGGACAGCAGGACGACUGCCAGUUGUGGCUGCGGGAUCCCAGGAACAGCACCCUGCCCCAGCGGCAUGUCCUUGGAAGAGGACAGGUUCAGCACCUCCUCCAGGGGCUGAUCCCAGGGAGGAACUACUCUGUCUCUUUGAGCUGCGUGGCUGGGCCCUACUGGAGCAGCACCAAACCCCUGGCAGUGCCCGUGGAUCCAAACCCUGUGGAAGACAUGCAAUGCCUACCAGAACCAAGGAGUCUUUACUUGAACUGGACCAGCUCUCCUGGAGAUGUGGAUGCUUAUGAGGUGGUGACAGAGAGACUCUCUGAUGCACCUCCCACCUCCAAGUAUGUCCUGAGUGUCCCUACGAGCAAGGCCAACCUGGAGGGGCUGAGGCCGAACUCAUCCUACCGAGUUGCUGUGAGCACACUGGGCAUGAACACGAUGAGGAGCCAGGCUGUAACUCUGCUCUGCAACACAACAGUGGAGGCCCUGCCUCCACCCCUGCGAGAAGACAUCUUCCAGGUGGAGGCCAGAUCCACAGUCAUCAUUUCAUCUGACCUGUUCAGCGAGGAGAAUGGCCAGAUCGAGUACUAUGGUGUCGUUGCUACCACCAACAAUUCACUGCUCAGGCCCACCCAGGAAAUUAUGUCCAGCACAUGGUAUGACCACUAUUAUGGGACAGAAGAUUCCUAUCUGGCUGUGCUAAUCCCCAAUCCCUUCCACCUGAGCCCCAGGAGCUCCCGUGAAACCUGGCGAGUGCCAGUGGGAACAGAGGAGUGUGGCCAGUCCAGGACAACCUGCAACGGGAAGCUGAAAGCCAAUGAGCAGUACAGGUUCAGCAUUGCUGCCUUCACCAAAUAUGAUCCAGUAUCCCCUGCAGUGACGUUCACCAUGUUCUCAGUUGAUUCCCACCUCUCCAGGUGUGCAAGGCAGCCUGUGUGCCUGGUAACCAAGAAGAGCAGCUUGCCCCAGGAAAUGACGACCUACAGCUUGAGGAAUGUCCAUCGGCCAAUUCCCAUCCAGAGCUUCCAGCAGUACUAUGAGAUGAAGACAGCAAGUGCUAACCAAGGUUUUUUCCAGGAGUUUGAGGAGCUGAAGGAAGUUGGGAAGGAGCAACCAAAGGUGGAGGCUGAGCUACCAGCCAAUGUCUCCAAGAACAGAUAUCCCCAUGUGCUGCCCUAUGAUCACUCUCGGGUCAAGCUGAGCCAACAGGGGGAGGACCCACACUCAGACUACAUCAAUGCCAACUUCAUGCCUGGCUAUACAUCCCAGCAAGAGUUCAUUGCCACCCAGGGGCCUCUGAAGAAAACAAUAGAGGACUUCUGGAGGCUGGUGUGGGAGCAGAACGUCUGCAACAUCAUCAUGCUGACAGUGUGCAUGGAGAACGGGCGGGUCCUCUGUGAUCAUUACUGGCCAUCCGAAUCUGCCCCGGUCUCCUACGGGCAGGUCCGGGUCCACCUACUGAUGCAGAGCAGCUCUGAGGAGUGGACCAUGCGCCAGUUCAAACUGUGGCACGGUGUCCGGGCAGAGCGGCACGUGUCCCACCUGCACUACACGGCGUGGCCUGACCACGGGAUCCCAGAGUCCACAACUUCCAUUCUGACCUUCAGAGAGCUGGUCCGGGAGCACAUCCAGAGCACUAAGGAUGCGGGGCCAACCCUCGUGCACUGCAGUGCCGGGGUGGGUCGCACUGGCACCUUCAUUGCCCUGGACCGGCUGCUGCAGCAGAUGAAGCAGGAGAAGGUGGUGGACACAUUUGGUGUUGUUUACACCUUGCGGAUGAACCGUUACCUGAUGAUUCAGACGCUGUCCCAGUACAUUUUCCUGCACAGCUGUAUCCUGGACAAGAUCUUGGAGGAGCCACUCUUGGGUUUAUCAGAGGCAGAGAGGUCCUGCCCCAUCCCACUGAAGAGCUUUGCUCAGCACUACGCCCAGAAGGCAGCCAAGGCCCACAUGGGCUUCCUGAGGGAGUACGAGAACCUCCUGGAGGUUGUUAAGGAAGAAGCCAGCUCUGCAACACCAUCUGCAGGCAACCGGCAGACACAGCCCUCUUCCAGCAUCCUCCCAUAUGAUCGCUCCAGAGUGAAGUUCUCCCUGCUGGAACAGGCCCCUUACUCAGGUCCCCUGCAGGUGUGGCGUGUCCCGGGCUGCAACUCCAGCAGGGAGUAUCUGGCUGUCCAAGGGCCUGACAGGUUGACCAUGGAGGACUUCUGGACCCUGGUGUGGGAACAGGAUAUUCACACCAUCCUGACACUUCUCCCAUGGCAGCAGAAGGGGGAGGUCCCCAGUGAGGCAUGCUGGCCCCUGGAAGGAGACUCUCUCUGCACAAAGAUGCUGACCAUCGAGAGUGGCACAGAGAAGCUUGUCUCUGGGUGGAGGUGUAUCCAGCUCAAAAUGAAGCAUAAGAAGAAAGCAAAGGAGAGGCAGGUACAACAGUUCCUGUACACGCUGUGGAGCAGCAAGAAGCAGCCAGAUGUGCAGAGCCUGGUGGAGCUCCUCACUGCUGUCAGACGGGGCCAGCCCCACCGCAAGAGGGCCAGUCCCCUCCUGCUGCACUGCAGUGGUGACAUGAACCAAAUGAGGACCCUGAUCUCCCUGGACUGCCUGUUGCACCAGAUGAAAGCUGAAAGAAUUGUGGAUGUCUACAGGGUGACCCUCCAGCUGGCAAGAAGCUGCUGUCUGAUGACCCCGACUCUGGAUGAGUACAUCUUCCUCUACAGCUGCAUCCGGGACAUGGUGGCUCAGAAGCAGCCCUGA